This is a messenger RNA of Pseudo-nitzschia multistriata, 4728 nucleotides long. NCBI's taxonomy places the organism in Eukaryota, Bacillariophyta, Bacillariophyceae, Bacillariales, Bacillariaceae. The record is from the annotation of a GenBank genome assembly.
GGACAUUAAAGAAGCAUCACGGCGGCUGAUGUGGAAGCGCAUAUGGCUGCGCCGAAUAGACUAAGGGUGCGCUGUCUUUCGGCRCCGUAGAUACCCACAGUUUUAUCAUCGUUGGCAAUUUUUUGAUCGUUCUUUUUGCUGUUAGAAGCGCUUGCGAGAAUUCGCUGUUUUAGGCCCGCUGCUACAGCUGUCAAUGCCCAGCAAAUCACCCCUCCAUAAACAGGAGCCUUUCGAGUCCAGGUGAUCCCUACACCUACUCCKGUUGCUAACGCGACGGAAACAUGUCCCAGCAACGCAACRGCGCGGGCGGUCGCGUUCUUSCUGUUGUCGUCUGUCGCCAUCGCGAACAUCCCGUUGAGAUUUACGAGGGAAGCGGCGGUCGUCCAUCCAAAGUGAAGMGACAGCGGMAAAAAGUAGAGAGCGUAUUCGAAAGCCGAAUAAGACCUCGAUGCAUGCUGGUGGAUGCUGCUGGCAAAUGCUCUGUGACAGACGGAGAGCGAUGCCGCAGUCCCGGCCAGGUUUGCUACCGAGAUGUACCUGUAGAUCCCCUUUUCGUACUUGGGCCUAAAGGAGGCCGCCCACAGGCUCUGAAAGAUUUGUGUCAAAAGAUACGGGCCAGCUAUCUCUCGAAGUGCCCGCUCUACCACGGGAGACACAGAACCUGGUGCAAGGAAUGGAACAGUCACCAUCAAUAGCUCACCCAGAAAGAUGGGUGCCCAGAUGAUAAAUGCCCAUGGUGCCGGCGGCACAAGGGUUCGGCCCCUCGAGGUUCCCAUUUGUUCCAUUCCUUUUUGUGCGGCAUCUUUGUCUCUGCUGCUCGCUUUUGACUUGCUGUCGCCUUCUUCACCAUUUACGGAGGCAGCACCGUCGUAUCUACCGGGCUGGGACACACUGUACAUAGAAAGCCCGUAUGAGAAAGCAUUUAUUCCCUUUAGAGCGACAAAGGGAACGGAGGCGCUAUUGAGAACCAACGGAUUCUUUGCCGCACACAGAAGCCCAUAGCAUCCGGCGGUGAGAGCACCGACCAGAGGUGGAGAAUUCAGUACCUCUAGACUCAUUAUAUUGGAUGGAUUUCUCUUGCUGCUCUAGUGGCAAACGUUGGGAUUCCUGCUUCUAUAUUCCUAUCCUAUCUUGUAUCCGGCUUCGGUAUAUCGAUUCCGGGAAAAUGGAUGCCCGGUCGUUCAUUGAUUAUAUCUCAGUGCCGUAUCUUUCGCAGCAAAUAUUGUCGACGAGACGUGUUGGUCACGAAUCCAGAUUCAAUUCAACGCGUUGCAAUUUUGAAAUUACGAUACGGUACGAUCGAUGACGACUGAGUCGUCAAAAACUAAAAAACAGUACCGUACGAAACGGAUGGUAACUAGUACUUUGUACGUACGUACGUACCUACCCACGUAGUGUACUAAUCAUCUUCUAUUGCACCAACGUCCUGCCAGCGUAAUGUCCUACUUUACAAUACAAGUACGUACAUGCGGUACCGGUACGUCCGGUACCGUAGUCAAACCCGAUGAUGAUUCACACUGGAUUCAAAUUCGUUCCGAAAUAAACAAGUCUUGGAUUGUUAAAAAGAGGUUUUAGUCAUGUACCGUACGGUAUGCAAUCCACCGGAUAAAAACACCAACAGUUUUAACUAUUCCAGUACACGCGAUCKCUCUCAUCUACGCUACAUUACAGCAACAACGCAUGCUAUCAACCACCAUGCGYUGAGUACGCACCAUCAUUCACUGCAUGUCUUAAAAAAUAGAAAACCGUUGCGGUUACGUAUUUAAUAAAAAAUGAMRCUCCUUUUGGCGCCAAAAAUAUCAACUUCAACAUUCAGCCAUAAUAAAAGUACUGGUCCGUCAAUCAUCAUUAAUCGAGAGGAAGAAGUUAGAAUUUAGAAUCCUGUAGGAUUUAUUAUCUUGUUGACWAAGGCCUCAAAAAUACCGGGUAGAAGUACUAAACGCGCUUACUUAUUCUUGUCGAAAUACGAGUACCGUGUCACAAGUACUACUUCGUACAGAUAAUUUUCAAACGACGUUACUGUUAUGGGUGCAAUGCAUGCGGAUUCUGUAGCAUACACGUCCAAUUUUUGACGACACGGAAGGAAAACAACUYUACAGYGUUACAUCGCAAAGCGAACACGUCAAAUCCGAUUACAAGAUAUUCUGCAUUUCUUCACAAUCGAAUCUUUUGAAGAAUUCCACCAUGACGAAUUGUACUCCUAUAAGACGCGACAGUUUUCCUAGAAAACUGAUGCGUUUCUUCCUCUUUCUCUUGAUCGCAAUGGCGACCGAAGGGAAGUCGCUCCGAGUAGAAGAGCCAAGCGCGAAAGAGGUCAAGCUGCCGUUUUCCCCRCAGAGCAGACGUGAAACUCAAGAACGCGACGACGAUGACAAUUAUGCGUGCUCACUCUGCCAGGGACUGACCCUGUUGGCCGACAAGAUCCCGCAGGAGAACGMAACGUGCGCCGAAAUGGAUUUUUAUUUUCGGCAGCCCGAGUUUAAAAAUUUGGGACACGCGGGCUUUGCGGGAAAUGGAGAGAACGCAACCAACAACAACCCCGGUACAUGCCGUGCGGAUUUUUUAUUUGGUAUCUUUUUCGAACAAUGCUGCAGAGCAUCGAUUCCGGUGUACGAAUGCGAACAAAACGUCCACGACCUUAUUUUGGGCGACCUCAAAACCAACAACUAUAAUCCAGCGGUUCCUCCCAUCAUGGAUUAUGACAACCCGCUGAACGUCAGUGUUUAUCUUCAGCACGAGCAAUUAGAGGAUCUCAAGGUAGAACAAGGCACUGCGACUAUUUUCUUGUCGCUGACACUAAAAUGGAUGGAUUCUAGGUUGAAAUGGGACAUCGAAGAUAACAAUACUUGCACAAACGUCAUUGAUGUCUACACAGGUAUGUAUGAAAACAUUAUUUUUUUGAGUAUAGGCCAUCAAGCCAUAAUGUAACAAAGCAAAUUCCACCGACUGGUUCCGCUUCCUCUCCACCACUCAUCGAUGCUGUCGCGAUCUUUAUGAUACAAUAUAAACAUUUUACUUUCGACAGGCCACGAUAUAGAGACAUCUCAGAUAUGGGUACGUACUGCUAUUUCCAUAAGCCAUGAUUGAUUUUUCCGCAUUUUAUUUUGAAAAAAGCGCUUCAAAUGCCUUCAAGUCACUCAUCUGUGACGUUUGAUUUCUCUGUUGAAAUUUUCAGGUUCCCAAUCUAGAUGUCUUAAACAGAAUUGAAGGUGUCCAAACAAUGACAGAUUCAAAAGCAAGUAUCUUUAGUGAUGGGACAGUCCACUGGUAUUUAAUGGGUGGGGUGGAAGUAUUCUGUGCAUUUAGAGGGUUGGCGAACAUUCCGUUUGAUACGCUUGGCUGCCAACUUMUGUUCGGGUCCCAAACGCGARUGGGAUCUAGUGCAGUAAAUUACGUCAUUGAGGUACCGGAGUUCGUGUAUUAUGGUGCUUUCGAGGGUAAGAAUGGAUCGCAUUUGUAUAGGUCUUUCCGAUAGAUGACUCCAAGACUCGCACCAGKCGAAACAAACUGAUUUUCCUUUUGUUCAAAACACUUCCUUKUUCGUUUCUAGUCACGUAUAAUGAAUGGCAACCGGUUCCUGAAAAGGCCAAACAAGGAUAUUCAUUUGAUGACGGAGUUAUUGUAUACAAUUUUUGGUAUAGAAGAGCAACCUUGCAUUACAUACAAAACAUCGUGGUGCGUAUCGCAUUUUGCGUGGGUUUGGUAGUCAGCCACUUACCAAAAAUCCCCUCCRGUGUUGUUUCGGAWUCCAAUAUUACUWCGCGGUGUACUCYACUACCACUCACCAACUUGUGUUUGCGAACUUGCCACUCAACUGAAACGAUUUGUUCCAUGCUGUUAUUACUGAACGAAUCGCUCGAUCGACGAYCUAAUUUACGGUAUAGGUACCAACCGUCAUUUUGACAUACCUCAGCUUCUUUACAUUCUUAUUGGAUUUGCGCGUCGGCGAGCGAUUGGGAUUUGGAAUGGCUCUUGCAUUGGUCGUCGUGGCUCAACAGAUUGUUACCAGUGGAAUGACUCCGAUUUCAGACCAGCACUUGUGGCUGGACAGAUUUGUGGCUUAUUCUUUUUAUUGGGUUCUAUUUGGCGUUAUCCAAAGUGYUUGCAUGGGAUUCUUGUUUUAUCUUCGCGAAGACCGGCAAGCUAGAAAAGAAAGAAAGGUGCUUGAAGCGAUGACCCCAGGACAGCGCGCAUCCAUGAUGCAACGAGCAGCCCUGGAAAUAACAGAAGGAGAAGAAGAAGAAGAAGGUCUUUUGAACAAAAUCGAAAACGAGAGCCAGCAGGAAGAGUUCCAAGAUGCAAGGAAGGAUUCGUCAUCGAAGAUUGUGAAAUCAGAAGAAAGUUGGAAAGRCAAUUCAUUGAAUGGCAUUCGGGUAGAAGAGAAAGACGAUUGCGCCGUCAAGGAAGUUUCGGAGAAAUGCUGUUCCUUCAUUUUGUUCAAAUUUUCCAUUCGAAAACUGGAUUUCAUUUGUUUGGUUUUCGCCCUGAUUAGCUACACGGGGUUUGUCAUUGGCAUGCUUUAUACAGGACAGAAUGGAGGUUGGCCGGCAACCGAACCACUCUGGUUUGAUGAGGAGGCUACACUCGAACAAUCAAUUAAUUCAUAUCCCAAUCAAAAUUGAAACGAAAUGAUCUUCGAACGCAUUCAAAUUUAAUAGCAUUAAUAGCAACAAAUAUGUGGUGUUUUUCAUAUUCAUGGUUACUGUGAAACAAAGACAACURUUCGCU